Molecule: messenger RNA, 2808 nt
Organism: Protomyces lactucae-debilis
Lineage: Eukaryota; Fungi; Ascomycota; Taphrinomycetes; Taphrinales; Protomycetaceae
Exons: 1
Coding region: 189-2396 (735 amino acids)
Source: RefSeq, a predicted model, not a curated record
CGGGAGAGGAAGUCGGCGCCAAAAAAGUUGGAAGAGACCAAAUGGUGACUAUAGAGAGGUAGUAGUGCUGCUAAGGAAAGAAGCCUUCUAUAGCAAGAGGCUCACCUAGAAAGGGCGAGGUCAGCUCGAGGAGAAGGAAGGGCAUCAUUUGCAUUGGACUUGCACGACAAUAUACUCAAAAUACAAGCAUGGGCACUGCAAGUACCCCGUCGGCUCAUAUCCUCGCCAAGCUGCAUCGCUCCUCAACCUCUCAAGCAAAGGCGUAUGCAUCUCCGGUCAGGAUUGGGGAUAGGUCGUCUGCCAGGGAGCUUGUCACUGCAAUCGAUGCACACGGCAUCAAUAUUUACAAUGUGCGCACUAAUCAACUCAUUGCUUCAAAUUCCUUGUCGCCUGCAACACGCUUCAUGUGUGCGCCAGUGUGCAUUCUAGAUCGCAAGGCAGAGACACGCGUCAUCUAUGCCGCGACUAAAGUAGGCACUGAUACUUUCAAAAUCCAGAGAUGGUCACAAACCGGUCUGAAUGCCGAACCAGACUUGAUUAGCGUUGAUUUGACGUCUGCUGUAGUUGGACUGCAUGUCUUGGGGAGCAGUGUUCUGUUGAUCUGUUCCAAUGGUACACUUAUCUGGCUCUCGUUGGAGCUCGAGGAGCUGACGAGGAAGCCGUUCAGCGCAAUUCGCAGUGGCGAUGCCAAAGUGCUCUCACAUCGGCUCGUGCUUGGCGCAUCGACCGCUCUCUUCCUGCUCUCCCAAAUAGCAGAGACUGUCUGGCUCGAUACAAUCAUCUUGCCCCAAAAUGCAGAAGCUCAGCUCAAAAUCACGUCGGUUGCAUGUCAUGUGCGCUCCACAGUCAAACCGUACCAUGUCGCCAUCAGUUCGCUCGGUACAUUGGCAUCUUGGGCAGGAUCAAGCAUUCGCCUGCAAUUAGCUGGCGAAUCCACAUUCACAGAGCUGCCUAUCGCCGAUCAAUCCGAUGCGAUCAAAGCCAAUGACAUCAAGUCUAUAUCGUGGCUCAAUGAAACGCACCUCUUGGUAGUGCGCGAAAAACAAGCAUACAUUUGGGCAGUCAAGUACGGUACGCUGCAAGAAACGAUAACAUUGCCAAGCGAAGCGCGAGCUAUUGCCCUCAUGCGGCAAGCACCACGCUCUGCAAAGCGCACUGAAGAAGCACACGCCGUGUUUGCAAGCUUGUCGAACAUCUACGUUGCCUCUCUGACUUUUGGCAAGACCUCGCGCCUUGUCGAUACACUCCGUGCGCAUCGUUUGGUACGCCAGUCGACCACGCCAUGGCUGGUCGAUGUGGAACUACAGGCGACUUGGAAGGAGUCCAUUGGAGGUAUCAGUGCUCAAGCGCGGGCUUGUCUUGCGCAGCUAGAGACGGCACAGAGCGGCGCAGAGUUUGAUGGUGUCAUGGAAGACUACCUCUUUCCUGCCAAGCUGGAAGCCCCACUUAGUAGAAAGGCUGCACAAAAGGCGAGCAAAGAGAAAUCUACAGACGCAAGUGACAAAUCAGUGCAGGCAAAAAAGAGGUAUACGGCCAAGGCCAAGUUUGCUUCUUACGACACUCUUGUGUCGCCAUCAGAACCAUUCAUCGCGCAAAUCUUGCAGCUUGCCCUCGUCACUCUGCCCGAGAAGCUCGGCUCAGCCUUUGAGCCGACUGCUUCUUUGGACUUUCUCUUUCACACCGGACGAUUCUCACAGUCGUCGUUGCCUCGAUCGAUUGAGAUGGCAAAACUUAUUAGCAGUGCGAGUAUGCGGCCAUUGGUUGCUGAAUUUGCUGCUGGCCUUUUACCUCAUCAACUGGCUUCCAUUGUGCAGCAAGAGCUUGUGAGUCAGUCUCAGACCGUCUCGCACAAGACAUUGAGUGUUGUUCUAGCACGCCUCUACACAUUCGACGAAGCGAGUGUGUCGCAGGCUCUCAAGACCUCCUUGUCGAGCGAGGAGAUUGAGCAGCUAGCAGACUUACUGGAUGCAGAACUUGGUCAACGGUUGUCUGAGAAUGGCAUCAGUCAAUUGUCUGUUCACAAUGAUGUGCUCUAUGCAUCAGUCAUUGCCGUUGUGGAUGCUCUUGGUGUUGGCAACCUCGUUCUGACUGCAUCUACGCGCGCCCUGAUGAUGCGGCUUCGUGGGUCUGUUGAGCAGCUAAUCCAGGAGACUGAGGACGUGUGCUCCAUGACUGCUUGUCUGUCGGAGCUCAUUCUCAAGGCUAGGUUUGUUGAGCCUGUCAAGACACGCGCGAUACAAAAGCAGAGCAGUAGCAAUCCGCAGCCUCAAGCUCGUGAGGGCUACAUUGCGCUCGACAAGAUCAAGAAGGAGGAUGCCUCUGCUUCGGCGCGUAGCAAGGGUCUUGCCAAGUCAUUGGGCGUGGGCCGGUACACAAUCGAGCGCCUGGAGCUGUAGGUUUACAAGCCUAUGAGCUGUUGAUCUUACCGUAGCUCGAUCCCUUUCAACAGUCUACAGAGUAAUGUUUUUCUCUACAACAGCCGUUGAUCGUAAGCCUGUUCCCGCUUGCCCACAAACGACUUCAGGUGGGCUGAUCAGAAGUCAACGAGUCGCAGCCGGAUGUGAUGUAUAGCACCUAGGAAGCUAUAUAGACGCCCGACCGCUGCCAUUUCGGUCUGCAUCGGCCAUCACAUCGUAGCAGCGAGUAGAACACUUUUGCAGAGUACAUCUAGGAAGAUGCAAACACCGUCUCGAGCGUACUAGACCCCAUGUCUCUCCGUACUGGCCUUAUUUAUAUGCGAAGACAAGAUUGGCAGGCUGCUUGAAAUUGAAGUCGAGAGAAAGGUCGGGGGUCUUGUAGCGUAGCAGC